UUUUCGUUUUCCGUUCUUUGAAAGUACACAACGACGUAAUACCCAUCCCGUGAUAUUUACUCUGGCGUCGAUUUUUCUACAGCAUAAUUCCACUAUAGUGUAAGGUGGUUUUCAAUAAGCUGCAAUCGAAGAUUUCAUCAUGGAUCCAGAGGAUGAGUCUUUGGAUAUGCAUCUUCUGCAUGAUUACACACCAAACCCAAGAUUCCAGGACAUAUACAAGCAACUUUGGGACCACUUAUGUGCAAGGAAUUAUGAAUCCUUUAGAAAUAUCUUUGAACGAUAUCUAAAAAAACAGCCACUCAGGAUCAAUGUAAACUAUUCCUAUUCAGAUCGAUCAGAGGAGACCUUGCUGGACAUUGCCUGUAAAAAUGGCUUUUCAGAAUUUGUACAAUUUCUAUUAGAGAAAGGGGCAAUAGUCAAUAGAGUCAAUCAAGCUCAUAAUCGUGGACCAAUUCACUUUGCCACAGAAAAAGGUCAUGUGAAUGUCCUCCGUGUAUUAUUGGAGGAGCCUACAAUAAAUCCAAACUUGGAAGCAGGACAACAAACAGCUUUACACAUGGCUGUGAAGAAGAAUUACUUGGAUUGUGCAGAGUUGCUUUUACAAAAAAGUGCUAGUCCUAAUAUUCCCAAUAACAAAGGUCUAACUGCAUUGCAUAUGGCAGCUAUGCAAAGCGAAAAGGACAUGAUAAACUUAAUUAUGGAGAAAACAAAACACAAGGUAGAUUUGGACAGUUACAAAGACUACAACAAUCAAACGACCAGGGAAGUAUUGCAGGAGCAGCUACCAGAUAUCCAAUUGCCCCCUGUUGACAGCAGAGAAGGAAAUGAUCAUAACUUGAAGUAUUAUUUAAAUGCUAAUGAUGAAAUGAAUUUCUUGAAAUGCUUGAAAACUGUUAAGGAUGAUGUAGUGAACAACAUAGCAGAGGAUCUGAUAGAAAUGGCUGUGGAGAGGAGGUUCAGGGAUGCAGUAAUUGAGUUGUUAGAUAGAACAAAAAAAUCUGUACGUAAUUUGGAGAAGGCUGCAAAUUUGGCCAUUCAACAGGGUUUACCACAUAUUCUUUGUGAAAUAUUGAACACAGAUUUGGAAGUUAAGAAUGAUCUGUUGUUGAAUGCUUGCAUAGAGUUGGAUAUGCUGGAAAAGGCAAGCACUGGCACCAUUGAUAAGCGCCUGGAGUGUUUAAACUUAAUUCUAGAAAGAGAGGAUGUAGAUGUUCGAUGCACAGACAGCAAAGGAAAUACUCCACUCCAUUACGCGGCCAGAGCCGACUGUCGCGAAGCGGUGACAUCGUUACUCAAGAAAGGAAGCUACAUCGGUCAUAUGAACAACUUCGGCGUACCACCAGUUGCAGACAUUUCCAUGUCUACUUUGUCCCAAUACUUCGACGACUGCAUACAGGCUAAAAGAGGACAAUCGAAGGAGUAUUACAUUGAAUUCGAUUACAAGUGUCUAAUGCCUCAUGAUACCUCUGACAUGGACAGCCAACAGAACAAAUGGAUGAACCAAGAGAAAAGAGAAAUGGACGCGUUGCGGUAUAUUUCUAGCAAAAGUAACUUAAAAUACCUGUUAAAGCACCCUCUGUUAUCCUCCUUUUUAUACCUGAAAUGGUUAAGAGUAAAGCCUAUUCUGUGUCUAAACUUAAUAUUUUACAUACUGUUUUAUAUAUUAUUGAACUGUCAUAUAGUAUACAGAAGUUAUGUUAAAAAUCCAUAUGCACCUACGAAUUCAAGCACAGAAAUUAACGAAUCAAGUUCCGUUAAUACUUUGCAAAUACUUACCGGUAUUAUGUUAGUCAUAUUCACUCUUAAAGAAAUUCUUCAAUUAAUCUCAUCACCGUAUCAUUAUAUAUCAACUUACGAAAAUUGGAUGGAAAUAGCUUUGAUAGGUUCUGGAUUCGCUGUGCUAAAUGGUGCAGGAACACCGAUUACGGUCGUAACGAUAUUACUAUCCGCCUGGGUGUUCAUAAUCCUGUUAGGCAAGUAUCCACGGUUUUCCACCGCCGUAGAGAUGUUCAAAACUGUGUCGCUUAACUUCAUGCGCUUUUUAGCCCCUUACGUGAUACUUAUUUACGCUUUUGCUCUUGCUUUCUUCAUUCUCUUCAAAGAUGGCUCCGAAAGUUUUCCAGAUUUUGAACACUCCUUGUUCAAGACCAUUAUUAUGCUUACCGGAGAGUUUGACGCUGAUGACAUUCCAUUUAUGUUGCACCCACUUCUGAGUCACCUUGUUUUCGUCGCCUUCGUUUUUCUCAUUGCAAUAAUAUUGUUCAAUUUACUGAAUGGUUUGGCUGUUAGCGAUACCGCAGACAUUCUUGGAAAAGCGGAACUAGUAGGGUUAAUUUCUAGGGUACAGGUUCUUGCUUACAUGGAGAACGUGGCCGUUGGCACUUCGUUUGCACAUAAUAAGUUGCAUUGUUUAGUCUGUUGUGGGUUCUUGCGUGUCUGUGGAUGCAAUCCGUCCUCGUUUUUUGCGGAGAAGAUGCUUCUUUUCCCAAGUUUUUUGAAAAGUGGUAAAUUGAAAAAGCAACCGCACAAUAUGAUGGGGGCUCGUGAUAAUGAAAUGUAUUACAAGGGACGAUUUGAUGAAAAUACUACUGUCGGAUACAAGGACCCCUUUAAAAUGCUUAUUUUUCAACAAGCCAAAGAGAUUUUAUCAAAGAGGAGUCGAAAAUUAAACAUUGAAAAGGUGAUCAGCGAAUUGAAGGAAGUGAAAGAGAAAUUAUCUGUGAUUGAAUUUAGAAGAUAUAAAACAGAAGAUUGAUAAUAAUAAUUUUAAUGUUGCGAGAGAUGAUGAGAAUUACAGGAAACCUUAGAUAAUUGCCCAAAACGCAUCAAACACGAUAUACAGUA
This is a messenger RNA of Habropoda laboriosa, 2844 nucleotides long. RefSeq names its product transient receptor potential cation channel protein painless-like (gene pain). The coding region runs from base 140 to 2755 and encodes 871 amino acids. Gene Ontology annotation, molecular function: protein binding; monoatomic ion channel activity. Gene Ontology annotation, biological process: monoatomic ion transport; transmembrane transport. Lineage: Eukaryota; Metazoa; Arthropoda; Insecta; Hymenoptera; Apidae. The transcript has 3 exons. The record is from RefSeq and is a predicted model, not a curated record. Gene Ontology annotation, cellular component: membrane.